CCCUCCAGUUCCGCCCCACCCGCACUUCUCCGGAGCUCGGUCAGUAAGGAGCACCAUGUCCGGAGAGCUGCAGUCCCUGGAGCAUGUGCUGGAGAAACGCAUUCCUGCCCCGGAGCUGCCGGAGGUGUGGAGGCUGCUGUACGGGAGGGAGCUGAGAUCUUUAGAGCUCCCCGGUCGUGCUGUGGAUUCUGCCUCACAUCACAGAUUUGAGUUAAAGGGAUAUGCGUUUGAUGCUGCGAGUGAACAACUCCGAAAGCCUCGGGUAGUCCGAGUGGGAUUAAUCCAGAAUAAAAUCCAGCUGCCAACUACAAGUCCGGUGGCAGAGCAGGUGAAUGCCAUUCACAGGCGCAUUGCAGACAUUGUGGAAGUAGCGGCUCUGUGUGAUGUGAAUAUUAUAUGUUUUCAGGAGGCAUGGACGAUGCCUUUUGCUUUCUGUACAAGAGAGCGAUUGCCAUGGACAGAGUUUGCAGAAUCGGCUGAAAAUGGAGUCACUACUAAGUUCUGCCAGGAGCUUGCAAAGAAGUAUAACAUGGUAAUUGUAUCUCCAAUCUUGGAGAGGGAUGAGUUGCACGGAGAAACGCUGUGGAACACAGCUGUGGUCAUAUCAAAUACAGGAGCUGUCCUUGGCAAGAGCCGCAAAAACCACAUCCCAAGGGUGGGAGAUUUCAAUGAGUCCACUUAUUACAUGGAGGGGAACACAGGACACAGAGUGUUUCAAACUGCAUAUGGAAAGAUUGCUGUGAACAUCUGCUAUGGACGACAUCAUCCCCUGAACUGGUUAAUGUAUAGUAUGAAUGGAGCAGAAAUUAUUUUCAACCCUUCAGCCACUGUUGGAGAGCUCAGUGAGUCUCUGUGGCCCAUAGAGGCAAGAAAUGCCGCCAUUGCCAAUCAUUGUUUUACCUGUCCCAUCAAUCGCGUGGGAAAUGAACACUUUGAAAAUGAGUUCACUUCCGGAGAUGGCAAGAAAGCCCAUAAUGACUUUGGCUACUUUUAUGGAUCUAGCUACGUAGCAGCUCCUGAUGGUAGUCGUACUCCUGGGCUAAGCAGGAUAUGCGAUGGCCUUCUGAUUGCCGAGAUGGACCUUAACCUUUGUCGACAAACUAACGAUAAGUGGAAUUUCAAGAUGACUGGACGCCAUGAAAUGUACGCUGCUGAACUGACUGAAGCUGUGAGACCAGAUUUCCAGCCUAACAUUAUACGGGAGUAAAGAACAGUGGCCUGUAGUCACACAAUACAUACAUCAUAAUAAAUGUGCCCACAGCGUA
Bufo bufo (common toad) is the source of this 1265-nucleotide messenger RNA. It is a transcript of the gene UPB1, whose product is annotated as beta-ureidopropionase 1. Lineage: Eukaryota; Metazoa; Chordata; Amphibia; Anura; Bufonidae. The record is from RefSeq and is a predicted model, not a curated record. Gene Ontology annotation, molecular function: beta-ureidopropionase activity. The transcript has 10 exons. The coding region runs from base 56 to 1207 and encodes 383 amino acids.